CCUUUACAGGAAUAUUUUCAAUUUCUUUAUCAUCAGAGUCAAAUAAACAUAACAUUUCACAUUUAGAAACAUUCAGUUUUAAUCCUGAUGCAAUAGAAAAUGCAGUUAUAGCUCAACCAACCACAUUAUGUUAACGUCCAAAAGCGGCCGUCGCGUCACAGGCUCUCUUCUCACUUCCCCUGAAAACCGGAACAUCCGGUUGUUGGGGUUUCGGCAGAGGCAAGCCUUUCCCAAACACUGCGUGGACCUGUCCGCUCUGGGGACUGAGGGAGGCGGGGCGUGGAAACGGUGUACGACCGGUAAACAUCUGGGAUGGGAAUGUAAAAAACUACCAACGGUACGCGAACACGAAACCGCCUUAGACGGAGUGCCAUCGGGGCAUAAAGUAAAGACUGUCCAUCGAGAUUCCAAUGGAAGCGGAUGGUUUCCCGAGAAGGCAUCGGAUGACAGCGGAGACAGCAGGCGGGAACGCCGGGGUUGCUGGAGCCUCAGCCGGCGCAGAGGUCCGAUGGUUCAGUGGAAGGAUCUGGGGAGUGUCGGAGAGCCUCGUUGGGAAUUUGUCUCCCCGGAUCGGAGGCGAUGCAGAGAUCCAGACUGUUCAGUUUAGCGGUGGCCCUCCUGAAAUAGCAGAUGCUUCGGAACCGGAGUAUGAGGGUUUGCCGCAAGGCGCUUCCACCAGCACCCACAUGUUUGCAGGAGCAGUGGCUGGGAUCAUGGAGCAUUGCCUGAUGUUCCCCAUCGACUGUGUCAAGACGCGAAUGCAGAGCCUACAGCCUGAGCCUGCCGCCCGCUACCGGAAUGUGAUGGACGCGCUUCGGCGAAUCAUAACCACAGAGGGUGUCUGGCGACCAAUGAGAGGGCUGAAUGCCACGGCCGUGGGGGCAGGACCGGCACAUGCUCUCUACUUUGCCUGCUAUGAGAAACUGAAGAAGAGUCUGGGUGACAUCAUCCAUCCUGGUGCUAACAGCCACCUGGCCAACGGUACGGCAGGGUGUGUAGCCACAUUGCUUCAUGACGCAGCCAUGAACCCAUCUGAAGUGGUGAAGCAGCGAUUGCAGAUGUAUAACUCUCCAUACCGCGGCGUGAUGGACUGUGUGCGUGCCGUGUGGCAGAGCGAGGGCCCUGGGGCCUUUUACCGCUCCUACACCACCCAGCUCACCAUGAACGUCCCCUUCCAGGCUCUCCACUUCAUGACCUACGAGUACCUCCAGGAGCUGCUCAACCCCCACAGACAGUACAACCCCUCCUCACACAUGGUGUCUGGAGCCCUGGCCGGGGCCAUCGCUGCUGCAGCCACCACCCCUCUGGAUGUCUGCAAGACCCUGCUCAACACCCAGGAGUCCCUGGUGGGGCUCCCCGCUGCAGGCCAGGGUGGAGGUCAGGGGACACACAGACACAUCACGGGCCUGGCCCAUGCCUUCCGGACAGUGUACAGGCUGGGUGGCCUGCCUGGGUUCUUUAAAGGAGUCCAGGCCAGGGUGAUCUAUCAGAUGCCCUCCACAGCCAUCAGCUGGUCCGUCUAUGAGUUCUUCAAGUACGGAAUCACCAAGCACCAGCACGAGAAGAGGGUCGCGCUGCAGCGGGAGGAAAAAUAAAUCAUGUCCUAUUUUCUUUCAGCCAUAUCUCUUCACCAUAUCUUCCUUUUUUUUUUUAAAUCUAUCAACCUCCUUCCUUUUCCUUUGGAGCAGGUGUUCAGAGCGAGGGAGAAAUGAGGAAGAAUCGACACGCACAUAAACCAACCAAUACCCACCUUAUUUACCCCGUUCAGACUGCCAAUAAGACACUUCCAUCUGUGGCUCAACCAUCAACAUCUCUGCUAAACUGUUUGAAACUGAGAAUUUACAAUACACUAUGAAAGUGAAUAUGUGAUGUAUUGACGGUACGUGUUCAAUGUAUACCCAUAUAACGCACAUAAACGUCAACCUGAAAGAGAUGCUUCUGUUUUACUCCAGCGGAUUUAGUUGUGAAAUAUGUGAAGUGUCCAGCACCUUUCAUAGAGUAUUGUUGGGAUGAAUUUGACGACAGCUGUUCUGUCGGUGUUCUUAAAGGCAGACUGUGACCUCAUCAUACACAGACAGUUGGCCACUUCCUGCUUUCGGAAAUUAACAACAAGAUUGUCCAAUUGAGGCGCAGAUUGGAAAUAGCCAGUAGUGGCGGUCAUCUUGGCAGAUUUGGAUUCUGUUAUUGUUAUGUGUUAGCGGGAAGUCGCCCAGCUUUGUAUGAUGAUCUAUUACGGAGUCUACCUGUAGUGUUAAUUCUUGCGUUUUAAUGUAUCUGGAUGAGAAUGUUGUUCACUGUAAGCCCCACCAGGGGGCACUGUGACCAUCCCAAUAAAGCUCUUGAGUAAUAUCAUUUGGCCAGGUGUGAGUGACAGUGGGCCUUUAGGGGGCAUUUGUGUAAACCCAGACAAUUGUUUAUAGGCUUCAGGCACAAGAUCGCCUUAACCCCAGGCCUAGUAUCAGUUUGUCAUUUUGUGAACUGGUAGAGACGUAACCUCUUCUUGAGGUUUGAAAUCAGGAAUUUCUCUCAAAAUAUAGACUUAAAUAAAUAUAUAACUUAAAUAUAUUGCUGCCAGCAAGUUGUAAAGUACAGUAAAUAUAUUCUGAGAGGAACUAUUGAGUUAAAGUGAUUCCUGAACCCCUACAGUACUAACGUUGGUUGGUUUUCACUUUGGCUUUGGUAUAUAGAAAGAAUGGAGAGAAUCACCAUGGAUCUUUGGACAAUUCAUUGGAAGAUAAAUUCCAUCUUGCCUUGUUAUUUGCACUGAUGUAAGGAGAGUGGGGUGGGGUGGGGUGGGGGGUUUGCCCAGAUCUCACUUUGUACUUUUGCUUUGAGUAGAUCAAAUUCUUGGAUGGGUUAGCCCACACAGGUGACAGGUAGCUUAGCGCUUAAGAGCGUUUGGACCGUAACUGAAAGGUUGCUGAUUCAAAUCCACGAGCCGACCAGGUUUUAACAUAUACUGAUGAGCCCUUGAGCGACGCACUUAAUCCUGAUUGCUCCUGUAUGUCGCUCUGCAUUUGACUAAAAUAACUCCAAUGUAAACACACUUCAGUUUACAGUCACACCCUUGUUUUACCUAGACUGACUGGCUGUUCCUGUAUUAAAAAGAACACAUGAAGGUUUAGACAGGACAGCUUGGCUAAAACAGAGGCUGACUGGCACAAACACAAUAUGGAUUCCCACGCAUGAAGCAAAAUCUACACUACAGAAACAUGUUUACAUCAUGUGAAUGUUACGGUCUGGCCCUGACUCGAAAGGGUCAAGAAGGAAAGAGCUCAUGUUUCAGGGGAACUUCCAUUGAAAGGUUUCUGCACAAGUCAUCUGUUUGUUUAAUAGGCCGCACUGAAGACUUCAGGUAGAAGUAACCGUUAGACACAGAUCUAGGAUCAGCUUCCUCUCCCGAAAUACUAACUUAACCAUUGGAGAGAAUGCUACACUGGCCUUAGAUCAGUGGCUAGGGGUGUGACGUCAUUAUACUGUUGUGUAUUAACUAUUACAUGAAUUGAUUGAUUAAGGGACUUAUCCAUGACACUCGGUGUGUAUGGCUGUGUUUAUACAGGCAGCCCAAUUCUGAUCUCUUAACAAUAAUUGGUAUUUUUACCAAUCGGAUCCGAUAAUUGGACACAAGGUCAGAAUUGGGCUGCCUGUGUAAAUGUAGCCUAUGUGGCCUCAGCUGUGUGUGUGGAUGAUGAAUGCAGCUGAUCAGUCUUCUUGACCUCUGUCUGACUGUCCCCUGUAAUCCUGUCUGAUCAAUAAACAGAGCAGUAGACUCCC
Molecule: messenger RNA, 3774 nt
Organism: Oncorhynchus mykiss (rainbow trout)
Lineage: Eukaryota; Metazoa; Chordata; Actinopteri; Salmoniformes; Salmonidae
Product: mitoferrin-2
Biological process (GO): iron import into the mitochondrion
Cellular component (GO): mitochondrial membrane
Molecular function (GO): ferrous iron transmembrane transporter activity
Source: RefSeq, a predicted model, not a curated record